AUGGCCAAGUUCGCUCGAGUCAGGAACUCAGGUUCUAUAUUCCGGAAGGUUUCUCUAAUCUUCUGGAAGGUUCUCGGUCCGCUGUUAAGACUUCCAGAAGGUUCUCAGUCUGCAUUAAGUCUUCCAGAAGGUUCUCAGUCCGCAUUUAGACUUCCGGAAGAUUCUCAGUCCGAAUUAAGUCUCCCAGAGGGUUCUCAGUCCGAAUUAAGUCUUCCGGAAGGUUCUCAAUCCGAAUUAAGACUUCCGGAAGGUUCUCAGUCCGAAUUAAGUCUUCCAGAAGGUUCUCAGUCCGAAUUAAGUCUUCCGGAAGGUUCUCAAUCCGAAUUAAGACUUCCGGAAGGUUCUCAGUCCGAAUUAAGACUUCCGGAAGGUUCUCAGUCCGCAUUAAGUCUUCCAGAAGGUUCUCAGUCCGAAUUAAGUCUUCCGGAAGGUUCUCAGUCCGUAUUAAGACUUCCAGAAGGUCCUCAGUCCGAAUUAAGUCUUCCGGAAGGUUCUCAGUCCGAAUUAAGUCUUCCGGAAGGUUCUCAGUCCGCAUUAAGACUUCCGGAAGAUUCUCAGUCCGCAUUAAGUCUUCCAGAAGAUUCUCAGUCCGUAUUAAGACUUCCGGAAGGUUCUCGGUCUGCAUUAAGACUUCCAGAAGGUUCUCAGUCUGCAUUAAGUCUUCCAGAAGGUUCUCAGUCCGCAUUAAGACUUCCAGAAGGUUCUCAGUCCGCAUUAAGACUUCCAGAAGGUUCUCAGUCCGCAUUAAGACUUCCGGAAGGUUCUCAGUCCGCAUUAAGUCUUCCGGAAGGUUCUCGGUCCGCAUUAAGACUUCUGGAAGGUUCUCAGUCCGCAUUAAGUCUUCCGGAAGGUUCUCGGUCCGCAUUAAGACUUCUGGAAGGUUCUCAGUCCGAAUUAAGUUUUCCAGAAGAUUCUCAGUCUGAAUUAAGACUUCCGGAAGGAAUUUAG
Molecule: messenger RNA, 948 nt
Organism: Procambarus clarkii (red swamp crayfish)
Lineage: Eukaryota; Metazoa; Arthropoda; Malacostraca; Decapoda; Cambaridae
Product: involucrin-like
Source: RefSeq, a predicted model, not a curated record